AUGAAGGUUACCGUAUCCGUGGUUGCUAUUUUGGCCGCUCUGCCUGCUGCUUUCGGGCACAUGGCAAUGUCGAUUCCAGCUGUUAGAGGUUACCCAAACAAGGUCCAACCUUACGAUUACUCUAUUACGAGUCCUCUGGACUCUACAGGAACGAGGAUCUAUCCCUGUCAGGGGAAAGCUCAGGGGCCACCUGUAGCAACGCUUAUACCAGGAAGCUACGUGUCUGUCGAAAUUGCUGGCGGUGCCAGACACAAUGGUGGCCAUUGCCAAUGGUCGAUCUCCUAUGACGGCGGUGCGAACUUUGUAGUUCUGGAUACCAUUAUACGUGAUUGUCUAUCACCUGCUAGCUCGUCAAAUACCUAUGAUUACCAAGUCCCACUGCCUGCUGACUUGCCUGGAUCUCCAAACGCAAUCUUUGCAUGGUCGUGGAUCAACUCUAUAGGGAAUAGAGAGUACUAUAUGAACUGUGCUGACGUGGCCAUUAGCGGCAGCUCAACAGGCAGUCUCACAGGCCCCCGCUUGUUUGUUGCAAACCUCCCCGGCACACCAACAGUCCCCGAAUUCCCAACAGCAGACUCUAACGACUCGUCACAAUACUUUGCAAGCCGGGACAUCAUACGUGUAUCACCCGCAACUCCAGGUGCUCAAGUGAUAACCAGUGGAGGUAGUGGUUCCAACACAGUCCAAUCAGCUGGACCAGUAUCAGCACCAGCUCAAUCUGCAGGACCAGUAUCAUCACAGGCCAGCCCCGUAGUAGCAGUAGCAUCUCCACAGGCAUCGGCGGCACCAGUCGCUCAACAAUCGCCGGAUGUGACUCAGCCACAGGCGUCAGCUGGUGCUGGAACACCAGUAGCUUCAGCAGUAACACCAGUAGCUUCAGCAGUGGUUAGCGCGCCGAGUCCGACAGUAUAUAGCUCAGAUGGACAGUGUACAGUCGGAAACAUGCAGUGUGUAGGCCUCUAUCAGUUUGCUACAUGUGCUCCGGCGUUUGGCGGUGGUGGGACUCUUGUUGUGAGACCUGUUGCGCCUGGAACUAUAUGUAAGCAGGUGGGAAGUAGUAUCAUUAUGGACUUUGCUUAG
Molecule: messenger RNA, 1080 nt
Organism: Synchytrium microbalum
Lineage: Eukaryota; Fungi; Chytridiomycota; Chytridiomycetes; Synchytriales; Synchytriaceae
Exons: 5
Coding region: 1-1080 (359 amino acids)
Source: RefSeq, a predicted model, not a curated record